Suillus clintonianus is the source of this 1209-nucleotide messenger RNA. Its product is annotated as phosphatase 2C-like domain-containing protein. The record is from RefSeq and is a predicted model, not a curated record. Gene Ontology annotation, biological process: protein dephosphorylation. Gene Ontology annotation, molecular function: cation binding; protein serine/threonine phosphatase activity. NCBI's taxonomy places the organism in Eukaryota, Fungi, Basidiomycota, Agaricomycetes, Boletales, Suillaceae. Bases 1 to 1209 code for a protein of 402 amino acids. The transcript has 4 exons.
AUGAACCUCCGUUUCACAGACUCUCCAAAUGCACGCUCAAAAUCAAUCACGACUGCCGACGGCAUAGACACAUUUGGUAUCUUGAAUCAGCACUCUACAGGAAACGCUGCCUACCAGGUAGGUAUAUUCGAGGAUGUGGGUACACGACGAUAUAUGGAAGAUGCACAUUCAUUCGUGGUCGACUAUGCUGGUGUGCGAGGGCAGGGAUUCUUUGCUGUUUUUGAUGGUCAUGCAGGAAAACACGCAGCUGAGUGGUGUGGCGCCCAUUUUCACGAGUAUCUCCUCGAUGCACUCCGCACUUCCUCCAGCGCCACUAUUCCGGACGUUCUAAAUGAAACAUUCCACAACGUCGACAAACGCAUUUCUCGCCUCAGCGAAGAAUCCGAUGGUAAGAUCCACUCAGGAUGCACAGUUGUAACCGCCUUCCUUCGCAUCGAGGAUGCAGAUGGACGGCAAUCCUUCCUCCCUACACCUCCACUUUCCCCGCCGUCCCCUACUGAAAGCGGGAGCCGCAGUGGCAGCGAGUCUCCGACAGAACCAACGGAUGAAUCUAAGGAGACAGGCAAGAAGACAAAGAACAAGUCCCCUGCUUCGGCUUCCCGUUUUGCAAGGGCGCUCAAAUCCCUGAGCGGCUCCUCACAAACCUCACCCUCUCCCCCCUCUGUACUCUCCGCCACACGUAGCCCGACCUCUCCACCUUCCAUGCACACACACACAAUUCCAAUCGAUCCACCAGUCAACUCGCGGCGCGUGCUUUAUACCGCCAACGCGGGUGACGCACGCGGGGUACUCUGUCGUGCGGGUCGCGCAGUGCGCCUCACUUACGACCACAAGGGAAGCGAUAAGCAGGAGGCAAAACGUAUCACUGAUGCCGGUGGAUUUGUCAUGAGCGGGCGCGUCAACGGCGUUUUGGCAGUAACACGGAGUCUGGGAGACAGCAGUAUGAAGGAGUAUGUCGUUGGGAGUCCAUACACGACUGAAACCGAGUUAGGAAGCGAGGACGAGUUCCUGAUCCUCGCUUGUGAUGGGCUUUGGGAUAUCACGGGCGAUCAGGGAGCGAUCGAUCUCGUGCGGCAUAUUUCGGAUGCACAAGCAGCCGCAGAAACGCUCGUGAAGCAUGCUCUAGAACGGCAAACAAAUGACAAUGUCACUGUCCUCGUGGUGAGGUUAAAAGCGCUCGGAUCCGCAGAAUCCGUGGUACUCGCUUGA